AUGGCAAUUCAAGACAUAGAGCCAGACAUUGCCAUUGGCGUGAAACACGCAAACGUGCCAGGCAAGGAUGAAAAAUCCAGAGAAGCGGCCAAAAAAGACGCUGCUAACUUGCAAUUGCUUUUGGAAACGUUGGAGAAAUUUGGGUUCCGUGCUCAGGUGCGUGCCGGGGCUGACAGGGCUAAUCAGCUUCUCGUUUUCGUGAAAAUUAGAUCCAGUGUGUACCAAGAACUUGUCAAGAAGGAUCUCUUGCGAAACUUCGAGUUUGGGCUUACUGAAGACGAUAGCGGCACUUACAACAAACAGAGACUCAUUUACGAGUACUUGUGCUCUCCGAAGAAUCUUGGUGGCGUGGGCAUCACACCAGGUGCCUCUGAGUGGAAAUUUGUUGAGUCCAUAACCUCCUUGGAUGCGUACUUGACCGAUAGCAAUGUUCCAGAAGCAGCAAAGAAGGAACUUUGGCAGCCAUCCUUUUCCACUGCAAAAUUUAAGAACCUCUACGGCCCUGGCGUGGCUUUGUAUUUCGAUUUCGUUCGUUUUUACACCGUUGCCUUAGCUGGGUUGGCUGUGUUUGGUAUAAUUGGUUUCUUGAAGAAGAAAAACUACUCAAUUGCCUUCUCAUUCAUCAACAUGAUCUGGGGUGCAGGUGUGCUUGUUUUGUGGAGGAGAAGAACAAAAUUUUUGGCAAACACUUGGGGCGUUCAGAACUCGUUGGAAUUGGAGAGAUUUCGCUCAGAACUCGCAAGCGAGUCUAGUCAGGCGAAUGAAAGUAAGCAGAGAGUGGACGCGAGCAAAAGAAGGUUCAUUAAACAGCUUUUGUUUGUACCCGUCGCACUUGCCUUUGGCGGUGUUUUGCUUACGGUGCAAGGCUUGUGUUUUGUUUUGGAGAUCUUCAUCCUGGAAAUCUACGAUGGUCCAGGUAAGUCCGUGUUGACUUUAACACCGACAAUUCUUUUGAGUACAUUUGUACCAGUAUUCACCAUAGUCUACAAUGCAAUCACUGCAAGAUUUAUUGACUGGGAGCGCCACGACAGCAACCUUACCCGCAGUCAGUCUUUUGCAAUCAAGUCGUUCUUGUUGAACAUCAUGACUGGUUAUGUUCCACUUCUUAUCAGUGCAUUCAUUUAUUUGCCUUUUGCCCACCUUCUUCAGCCAAAUUUGGUGUACAUUAAGAGAGCAAUUGCUGGUCGAGUGAGGUCCGACAGAUACGCUUACCAGUACCUCACCAAUAUCAAAUCUGAGGACAGCUUCGAGAUCAAUCAACAAAGAUUGGACUCUCAAUAUUUCUACUUCAUCGUUACCAACCAGGUCAUCGGUAGUGUUUUGAAGUUCGGCUUGCCUUUGAUCCUCACCCCCAUACUAAAUUUCGUCCAGAAACUACUUAGCGGAAGCAAGGCAAAGGUCGAUGUUGAGGAAGACUCUCAGGAGAAGUCCUGGUUAGAUGAAGUACGCCGCGCUUCUUCUCUUCCAGAAUACUCAAUUGACGACAGUUUUAGGGAUAUUGCCUUGCAGUUUGGGUACGUGACCAUUUUCGGUUCUAUCUGGACGUUGGCUCCACUCAUUUGUAUCAUUUUCAAUAUUCUCACAUUCAAGUUAGAAGAAUGGAGGUUGUCAAGUGACCUCUUCUUCAAGCCUGUUGUGGCGAGGAAGAUUGACACCAUCUACCCAUGGGACAUUGCCUUUUUCUUUUUGGCAUGGCUCGGAUCCAUAGUGUCGCCUCUUGUCGCUUCAUUCUACCGUCAUGGUGCCAAGCCACCAAAAAAGUUUGGCCUGUUUGGUUUUGACAAAGCAAGUGUCAAUGUUGGUUCCACCGUUGGUCUUGUGACAGUUUUGUUGCUUUCAGAGCACUUAUUCUUCUUAUUGUGUUUCCUUGGUAAUAAGGUCAGCGACCUCUUCAAGUCUGACAAGGAGAUUGAAAAUGAUGACUUCCAAAACACUAUCAACUUGAAGAAACAGCAGUACUCUUCAAGAGAAAUUCCCAACAUCGUAGCUCCUGAUGAUAGUGCAUGGAAAUCUUUCACUGCAAGUUCGGCUCUUUUGCAAGCAAAAAACUUGAAUGUUUAUGAGACUGUUGAAUCAGAAGCCAAGAAUAGAACUUUUGAGGAACCUGCCGGCGUCCUGAGCGGUGUUAGUAGAGCACCAGAAUCAGAGGGUUCGUCCAAGAUGACUAAUAAGAAGGAUCUCCUAGAGAAAAAGAGAAGAGAACUUAAGGAACUUGAGGAUAGGAAGCGCAAGGAAUUGGAGAGUCGUGCUGAGAAGGGUGAUAGAAUAGUGGAGACUGUCAAUCAAGAAGGAGAACGAGCAUCUGCAAUCAUGGAUGAUAACAGUCAUGUGCCAACAACGGGUCAUGAUUACGAAAAGGACAUUGACAAGAAUGUUCUUGCCGGUGCACUGGGUGCCGCCGCUACUGGUGCUGCUGGCGCUGGUGCUGCUGAUGCCCUGAAAGACUUUAACACCGAUAAUAUAGCAAGUUCUCCCAGUGAUCCAUCGGCCGCUAAGAACAGAGAGUAUAUUCCUCUUGAAGAUGCCAAGAAACAGCUUAAGGAUCCUAAUCUCAGCGAUCAUACUGCUGCUCCUGUUGACAAUUCUGCGGGAGCAAACGUUGCUCCUGCGUCUGGAGAUGUCAAAGAUACUGAAAAUGGUGUCCCUGAAAGCACUGGAACGAAUAGUGCAGAUAGCAACAUUGCUGAUGCUGAUACAUCCGUCCAAGAAUCAGGAUAUGAACAUGAGAAAGGCGUCAAUGAGCCAAGCGACAAGUCUACCACAGAGUCUACUGUUGAUGAACAUGGAAAAAAGUCCAAAAGAAAGAGGAGUUUGAAGCAAUUAUUAAAGAGAACUUGA
This is a messenger RNA of Candidozyma auris, 2838 nucleotides long. RefSeq names its product Ist2p (gene IST2). The coding region runs from base 1 to 2838 and encodes 945 amino acids. Gene Ontology annotation, cellular component: cortical endoplasmic reticulum. The record is from RefSeq and is a predicted model, not a curated record. Gene Ontology annotation, molecular function: chloride channel activity. Lineage: Eukaryota; Fungi; Ascomycota; Pichiomycetes; Serinales; Metschnikowiaceae. The transcript has a single exon. Gene Ontology annotation, biological process: chloride transmembrane transport.